Epinephelus fuscoguttatus (brown-marbled grouper) is the source of this 2122-nucleotide messenger RNA. It is a transcript of the gene f7, whose product is annotated as coagulation factor VII. Gene Ontology annotation, cellular component: extracellular region. Gene Ontology annotation, molecular function: calcium ion binding; serine-type endopeptidase activity. NCBI's taxonomy places the organism in Eukaryota, Metazoa, Chordata, Actinopteri, Perciformes, Serranidae. The transcript has 8 exons. The record is from RefSeq and is a predicted model, not a curated record. The coding region runs from base 70 to 1440 and encodes 456 amino acids. Gene Ontology annotation, biological process: blood coagulation; proteolysis.
ACUCCAGGUCCAAAGUCCGGUCCGACCAGCAGCAGCAGCAGAGCAGUGACUGUCUGCUGAACUCCAACGAUGUGGCUAAGAGUCUUCUUCACCUUUGUCUUCAUUUUCUCCAGCUGCCAGCCAGCGUCAGUCUUCCUGGAUCCACGUCGAGCACAUGACAUCCUGGUCCGGACUCGACGGUACAACUCAGGCUGGCUGGAGGAGCUGCAGAUGGGAGACCUGAAGAGGGAGUGUCUGGAGGAGAAGUGCACGUACGAGGAGGCGCGAGAGGUGUUUGAACAUACCGAGACCACGGACGAGUUCUGGAAAACCUACAACCUCCCCAACGGUUGUGAGUCUGACCCCUGUGUGAAUGGAGGCAGCUGCUCCACCCAGGGGUCGUCCUACACCUGCUUCUGUCUGCCGCAGUUCAGUGGACUCAACUGUGAGCUUGAGUUCACAGUGGCGGCUGACACCUGCCUGCUGGAGAACGGAGGCUGCAGCCAUUACUGUGAUGAAGACGAGGGAGGACGAAGACUGAACUGCUCGUGUGCAGAAGGUUACUUCCUGGAUGUUGACGGUCAGAGCUGUGUGGCAGACAAGACAAUAGCGUGCGGCAUGGUCCCCGUCCUGGACACAGGAAACAAAGCUGGUCAGCUCGACGCUCGAGCUCGAAUCGUUGGAGGGACAGAGUGCCCCAAAGGUGAAUGCCCCUGGCAGGUGCUGCUGGUGUACAAAGGUAAAGGUUUCUGUGGAGGAGUCAUCUAUCAACCAACAUGGAUCAUCACAGCUUCUCACUGCCUGGAGGACACUGACGCUCAGUUCCUGAAGGUGGUCGCAGGGGAGCACAACACAGAGGUGAAUGAAGGCACGGAGCAGCACCUCCAGGUUGCUGAGAUCAUCAUGCAUGAGAACUAUGUCAAGAGGACCGCAGACAACGACAUCGCCCUCCUCCGCCUGGUGUCACCCAUCGUCUACACGACAUAUGCCGUCCCGGCCUGCCUGCCAACACGCCCGCUGGCUGAGCGUGAACUCUGGGCCAUCAGCACACACACAGUGAGCGGCUGGGGAAGGCGGGGUGAGAACGGGCCCACCUCGCACAUUCUGCGGAGGCUCCAGGUCCCACGGAUCCGGACGCAGCAGUGCUUGGAGGAGAGUGGCGUGGUGCUUACCGAGAAUAUGUUCUGUGCCGGAUACAUUGAGGGCCGAGAGGACUCAUGUAAAGGCGACAGCGGUGGCCCCCUGGUGACGAAGUACAAGAAGACGGCAUUCCUGCUGGGGAUUGUCAGCUGGGGGAAGGGCUGUGCCCGACCGGGCAACUACGGCAUCUACACCCGGGUGUCCAACUACCUGGAAUGGAUCCACAACCAAACAGCAAUGCCGCGACACCUGCCGACUCAUGUGCCACUGCACCUGCCGCCGAACGCCACCGAGGCUUUGAUACACAACCUGACGACCUGAGAUUCAUUCUGUGGUUUUAAUAUGCAGAUCUUUUACUAUAGUAGAAAUACUUCACAGUACAAAUAAUAAUCUGAAAUAAAAGUACAACUACCACACCGUACAAAUACUCUGCUACUGCAGUAAAUAAUAUAAUAUUAUAUAAAUAAUAUUGUUGAUUAUAUUUUGUAUCAAUGAUCUAAAUCUGUAAAAUAAACAUGUUGCAGUAAAAAAGGAUACAAUAGUUGUAAAUACUAGAGUAUAAGUAACAUGAAACCUGUACUCAUGUACAGUACUUGAGUAAAUGUAGUUGAUAAGUAUUGAUCAUUUAUAUUUUAAUACCUGUGCAUAUCUGUGGAUCAGUGACGGAGUAUCAGCCUGUAAAUGUAGAACUACAGUGGUCCCAGUGUUGAUCCCUGUGGGACGCCAUGAGGAAACUGUGACAUCAUGCACAUCUUUACUCUGAAUGUGACACUGUGGCUGCUGUGAGGCGUUCAGUGACCUUCAUCUGAGCAUCUUACAGUUACUGUGAUUGUCUCCUAACAUGAGCGUAAUGGAACAAUUUAUUGACGUCAUGUUCAGGUGUUUGCGAACAUCAAACUCUCCAAACUAUUGUUGAAAUUAUAUUUUAAUUAUAUGACGACAUUACAAACGUUGUUUUCAGACCCUGAAAUGUAAAAACUGUCCUGAUUCUGUUUGAUGACAA